Messenger RNA from Synchytrium microbalum, 708 nucleotides. RefSeq lists its product as uncharacterized. Gene Ontology annotation, biological process: translational initiation. Bases 1 to 708 code for a protein of 235 amino acids. Gene Ontology annotation, cellular component: eukaryotic translation initiation factor 4F complex. Gene Ontology annotation, molecular function: translation initiation factor activity; RNA 7-methylguanosine cap binding. Lineage: Eukaryota; Fungi; Chytridiomycota; Chytridiomycetes; Synchytriales; Synchytriaceae. The transcript has 8 exons. The record is from RefSeq and is a predicted model, not a curated record.
AUGAGCGCACCAGUCACAUCUAAUGGAGUCGCAAAUAGGAUUGUACAACAGCAGAGUGAUGCUGAAGCAAGAAAGGAUGGAAUGCAUGUAUUAAGGACUCCGUGGCAUCAAGCCAUUCCACAGGAUCUUUCAACCAUCAACUUCUUUGACGCCGUCUAUCGAGAAUCAAGCCAACGCCAUAUUAUCGUAUAUACUAGGUUUAUGCAUCGUCCUCCAGGUCAAAAGAUCAUAUCAGACGACUAUCUAAGUGGUGUUAAAGAAGUCGGCACCUUUGCUACCAUUGAGGAGUUCUGGGGCCUUUAUUCAAGAAUGAGAAGACCUAAUGAGCUACCAAACAUUUCCGAUAUACACUUGUUUCGAAAAGGAACUCGUCCUGUUUGGGAGGACAAUCCAAAAGGUGGAAAAUGGAUUGUUCGGCUCAAGAAGGGACUUUCAAGUCGCUAUUGGGAGAAUCUGGUGAUUGCAGUCAUUGGAGACAAUUUUGGUGAUUCGAGCGAAAUAACUGGAGCAGUUAUCUCGAUAAGAAACAAUGAGGACAUACUCUCGCUAUGGAACACUAAUGCUAGCGAAGGGAGAAUCGGCUUGAGAAUAAGGGAUACGAUGAAGAAACUGCUCGAUCUUCCGGGCAACUGUACCAUGGAAUACAAGGCACAUACUGCUGCUUUGACCGACGGCAGCUCCUUCAAGAACACGGAAACGUAUCGUUGA